AUGGUUGCUUGUUUCCAAUGCCCAGAAGAUCAGUAUCCAGGAGAUGAGAAAACUCAAUGCAUGCCCAAAACUCUCGUUUUCCUAUCUUACCAGAAACCCUUAGGGAUUAUUUUCACUUCAGCUGCUGUUUCUUUUUCCCUGAUCACAGCUUUGGUGCUAGGAACUUUUAUUAAGCACAGAGAUACCCCCAUUGUGAAAGCCAACAACCGGGACCUCACCUACACUCUCCUCAUCUCUCUUAUGCUCUGCUUCCUCUCAUCUUUGCUGUUCUUGGGCAAACCUGGGAAAGUGACCUGCCUUCUUCGCCAACCAUCCUUUGGCAUUGUCUUCUCAGUGGCUGUUUCUUGCGUGCUGGCAAAAACCACCAUUGUUUCUCUAGCAUUCAUGGCCACAAAGCCUGGAUCCAGAAUGAAGAAAUGGGUGGGGGGAAACCUGUCCAACUCUAUUGUCCUUUCCUGUUCCCUUAUUCAAGUCAUUAUUUGCACCACGUGGUUGGCAACUUCUCCCCCCUCUCCUGAUUUAGACAUGCACUCAGGAACAGACGAAAUCAUUCUACAGUGUAAUGAAGGGUCCAAUGCCAUGUUCUACUGUGUCCUUGUCUACAUGGGACUCUUGGCAAUCAUCAGUUUCUUUGUUGCAUUUCUCGCCCGGAAAUUACCGGAUAGUUUUAAUGAAGCCAAGUUCAUUACAUUUAGCAUGUUGCUCUUUUGCAGCGUGUGGGUCACCUUUGUGCCAACCUACCUGAGCACCAAAGGGAAAGACAUGGUGACUGUGGAGAUCUUUUCCAUCCUGGCUUCCAGCGCUGGGUUAUUAGGCUGUAUCUUCUCUCCUAAAUGCUACAUCAUUGUUUUGAAGCCUGAGUUGAACAGCAGGGAGCAAAUGUUAAGGAAGAAAAUUUAAACAUGAUUAAUAUUAUUUGCAUUAGAGAUUAAAACAUGACGCACUAUGGUUAGCGGAAAGUUUGGGAAACACCACAAACCAGAAAACUGGAUCCUAAGUGUGAAUCCUUUAGUGCCUUGUUGCCUGAUCGUGCUUGUUUCCAGGCCACCUUCCAUGUUGUGUCCAUGCCUAUCUUUGUUCUUUCUGUUUCAAAUGCAGAUGAGGAGUAUGAAGUGGCAUUGGCCAGGAAAAGAAGUUUCCCUUUGCUUGCUCCCCAUUGUUUGCCUCUU
Zootoca vivipara (common lizard) is the source of this 1169-nucleotide messenger RNA. Its product is annotated as vomeronasal type-2 receptor 26-like. The record is from RefSeq and is a predicted model, not a curated record. Lineage: Eukaryota; Metazoa; Chordata; Lepidosauria; Squamata; Lacertidae. Gene Ontology annotation, biological process: G protein-coupled receptor signaling pathway. Gene Ontology annotation, cellular component: plasma membrane. Gene Ontology annotation, molecular function: G protein-coupled receptor activity.